UAACUGAUACUCACAAGUUAAAUUAUGGUGGUGAUGAAAUGUACAUUCGAUUAGCACAUUCAGAAAUAGAUAAGAAGAAGCAAGUGCACAGAACAAUUGUUGUAACAACAGUGGUUUUGGGGUUUAUACUUGUUAUAUGUGUGCUGAAAAUGUUGUUAAAACAUAGAGCAGCGAGGAAGCUUAUAAGUAGAUUGCUGUUCGUCAAAACCAAGGGAACUGAUAAACGAUAUUCUGAAGAAAUGGCACGCAUACAUAAUAAGCAUGGAGUUAAACUUGAUGAGUUACCUCUAUUUACAUUUACGAUGCUCUCAAAUGCAACACAAGAUUUUGAUUGCACCAACAAGCUCGGACAAGGUGGCUUUGGUCCUGUUUACAAAGGGAAAUUGCCAAAUGGUGUAGAAAUUGCUGUGAAAAGGCUAGCAAGAUCAUCAAACCAAGGGGUUGAAGAGUUCAUGAAUGAGGUUGAGGUGAUUUCUAGGCUUCAGCACCGCAAUCUUGUUAGACUUCUUGGUUGCUGUGUCGACUCUGGAGAAAAACUGCUUGUUUAUGAAUAUAUGCCCAAUGGAAGCUUAGAUACCUAUCUCUUCAGUUCACAUAGACAUAACCUUCUUACAUGGAAAACACACAAACUUAUCAUUGAGGGGAUUUGUAGAGGCCUGCUUUACCUACAUCGGGAUUCAAGGUUAAAGAUUAUUCAUAGAGAUCUCAAGGCAAGUAAUAUAUUGUUGGAUGAGGCGUUAAGCCCUAAAAUUUCCGACUUUGGUAUGGCAAAGAUAUUUUGUGGAAAUGACGAUCAAGCCAAUACAACGAGGGUUGUUGGAACAUUCGGCUACAUGCCCCCGGAAUAUGCACUUCACGGAACAUUCUCAGAAAAAUCUGAUGUCUACAGCUUUGGAGUCCUAUUGUUAGAGAUUGUGAGUGGAAAGAAACACUCCAGUUUUGAUGAUCAGCAGCUUUUCCUUACAGCUUAUGCAUGGAAAUUAUGGAAUGAAGGAAAGAUAGUAAAUUUGAUGGAUCCAGCCAUAUAUGAAGAUGACAGUGGAAUGGAAGAUGACAUAGUGAGAUAUGGUAAUGUAGGUUUGUUGUGUGUGCAAGAAAUGGCAGCAGAUAGGCCUAACAUGGCUACAGCGCUUUCGAUGCUUAACUGUGAGAUUGUAGAGCUUCCUCGCCCGAAGCAGCCUGCAUUCGUUGCAACGCAGAGUUCUACCAAUAGGUCAUGUAAAGUUUCUGUAAAUGAAGUGACUAUUUCUGUAGUUGAAGGAAGGUAAAAAGAGCCUGGUUAUGUAUGUUUAUUUGAUCCUGUACAUUUUGUUGUUACCUUCAUUUGCCAGGCUUCAGGGGUGAAUUAUGUUUUCUUCAAACAGUUCUUAAUCUAAAUUAUUCUAGAAAAAUAAACAUUUA
Messenger RNA from Salvia hispanica, 1401 nucleotides. RefSeq names its product G-type lectin S-receptor-like serine/threonine-protein kinase At1g11300. Gene Ontology annotation, biological process: protein phosphorylation; recognition of pollen. NCBI's taxonomy places the organism in Eukaryota, Viridiplantae, Streptophyta, Magnoliopsida, Lamiales, Lamiaceae. Gene Ontology annotation, cellular component: plasma membrane. Gene Ontology annotation, molecular function: protein serine/threonine kinase activity; ATP binding. The record is from RefSeq and is a predicted model, not a curated record.